Molecule: messenger RNA, 423 nt
Organism: Frankliniella occidentalis (western flower thrips)
Lineage: Eukaryota; Metazoa; Arthropoda; Insecta; Thysanoptera; Thripidae
Exons: 2
Coding region: 79-396 (105 amino acids)
Source: RefSeq, a predicted model, not a curated record
CGCCUUUUGCGCAGCAGCAGCGUAUACAAAAGAGGACCUUCCGCGGCACCAGAGACAUGUCGAAGCUCAACCAUCACCAUGGCAAGCAAAUACACUCUGACCCUCCUCUGCGUGGUCGUGUUGGCGUUGGCGUCCUUUGCAGCUGCUGAUCCUAGGCCGUUCAAUCUUGUCAAGAGCGCAAAGAAGCUCUUCAAAAAGGCCAAGGACUUUGUGAGCCCGACUAUCAACUGCCUCAAGAAAGCCGGAGUUCCCGACGCUCUCCUAGGCUACCUUAAAGAAUGCGGCCAAACGAGAUACUAUGGCAAUACAGCCAUGAUGAGCUGCGCAAUGACCACCUACGCACCUCCUGAUGUCAAGGCAUUGGUUAAGACCAGUGGUCAAUGUUUCACGAAAUAAAUAGAAUGUCAUUUUGACUAAGCUGAA